AUGUGCGACAAAAAACGUUUCGACUGCGAAAACUCCACCAUCGAGGCUUAUUUUUGCAAAGGGUGCACCUUCCAAACUGACUUGACUCUUCUCUUCAAGCACCACAGACACGCUAAAAAUGACAACGAAAAGUACAUAAUUCAGACGUACGUUUGCGAAGAUUGUAACUUUGAAACAAACUUCUCGUUGAAAUACCUUCAACAUACAACCUUGUGUUUGGCGAAUGAAAAUAAAAUAAGCGAGCUAUACAGACACAGAUGUGCCAAGUGUCCGUACAUAUCCAAGUACAAAUCAAACUUGAAAAAACACACGAUUUCGCGCCACUUGAGCCAGCAACACAUCAAGUGGUACGAAUGUACAAAGUGCCCCUACAUAAGCAAAUCCAACUACAACGUAAUCAAACACAAGAGUAUCCGACACACCGAUGAAAACCCUAAAUGGUUCAAAUGCAAAAAGUGUCCCUUCAAAAGCAAGUACAAGUCGGCUUUAACAAGACACUCCAAAGUGUGUCAUGUGGAUAUCACAAAUAUUAAAUGGUAUGAGUGCAAGUUAUGUCCCUACAAAACCACACUCCUGUUCAACUUGCAAAGUCACAACAUUAAUCGCCACCUAGACCACCAAAAAAUCAAGUGGUUUCGCUGUGAGGAGUGCCCCCAUAAAGCUAAAAGCAAAUCGACGCUAAAAACACAUAUAAUCUCGCGACACUUGAACGAGCACAACAUUCACUGUCACGAAUGUGAAAAGUGUCACAUGAUAGCCAGUCGUGACUGUUGUGGUGAUAAACAGAGCAUUGAGUGGUACGUAUGCAAUCAGUGCACCCUUAGAACUAAGUAUAAGUCAAAUUUUAAAAGACACAUGAUUGUACGUCAUGGAAAUGUUAAAUGGUACAAAUGUAAAGUGUGUCCGUAUAAAGCCAAGGACAAUUAUGAUUUGAGGAAUCACAUCAUCAGGCAUCAUGUGAUCGGGCUGAAAAUGAAAAACUAUGAGUGCGAAAACUGUCCAUAUAGGACUCAACGGGCUUCAAGUCUGGAAGCACACGUAGCGAUACAACACGCGGUUGAAGAUAAGUCGGGGAAAAUCGAGUUGAAGAGCGACAUAAAUGCGCGGAUGAAGAAAUUGUUAAAUGUAGCGACUUUAAAAUAA
Zophobas morio is the source of this 1143-nucleotide messenger RNA. Its product is annotated as zinc finger Y-chromosomal protein-like. The transcript has a single exon. NCBI's taxonomy places the organism in Eukaryota, Metazoa, Arthropoda, Insecta, Coleoptera, Tenebrionidae. Gene Ontology annotation, biological process: regulation of transcription by RNA polymerase II. The record is from RefSeq and is a predicted model, not a curated record. Gene Ontology annotation, molecular function: RNA polymerase II transcription regulatory region sequence-specific DNA binding; DNA-binding transcription factor activity, RNA polymerase II-specific. Bases 1 to 1143 code for a protein of 380 amino acids.